This is a messenger RNA of Pyrenophora tritici-repentis Pt-1C-BFP, 876 nucleotides long. Its product is annotated as dihydrofolate reductase. NCBI's taxonomy places the organism in Eukaryota, Fungi, Ascomycota, Dothideomycetes, Pleosporales, Pleosporaceae. Gene Ontology annotation, molecular function: hydrolase activity. The record is from RefSeq and is a predicted model, not a curated record. Gene Ontology annotation, cellular component: cytoplasm; nucleus. Gene Ontology annotation, biological process: secondary metabolic process.
AUGGCCGCAGCACCACCCCCCAAGCGCCCAAUCAAGAUCCUCAUGCUACACGGCUACACGCAAUCCGGGCCCCUAUUCCAAGCCAAAACCGGUGCCCUCCGAAAAACGCUCGUAAAAGCCUUCCCCGCAGGCAUCGACCUCGUCUACCCCACAGCCCCCCACCGCCUCACACCAGCCGACGAGUCCUUCCUCGCGGGCAACGGAACGAGUAAAGACAGCGAAGGGGGAAAAGAUGGCCCAGAGAAAGAACAAGAAAUCGACGCCUGGGCAUGGUGGCGACGUAAAGGCGACGGCGAACCCUUCACCUACGCAGGCAUCGAACAAGGCCUCGCCCACGUCGCCAACGUCCUACGCACCCAAGGUCCAUUCGACGGCGUAAUAGGCUUCUCCCAAGGCGGCGCGCUUGCAGCAAUGCUAGCCUCGCUCCUCGAACCCAACCGACGCGCUGCAUUCGAAGCCCAAUACCCCACCGGCGGCAUGCAAUACCCAUCUUCUUUCGAGCACGACACGGGAUACAUUGAGGAGGCUAUCCACGCGCCGCUGAAAUUCGCAGUCGUGUAUUCUGGUUUCGCGCCAGAAGGGGAUGCGCAUCCGUAUCGUGCGUUUUAUGAACCGAAGAUUAAGACGCCUGUGUUGCAUUUUCUAGGCAGCCAGGAUGUUGUUGUUGAGGAGAAGAGGAGUUUGAGGCUGGUGGCGGCGUGUGAGAGGAGGGAGGAGAGGUAUGUUGUAUAUCAUCCUGGAGGACACUUUUUGCCGAGUACGCAGAAGGCGAGUGUGAAUGCGCUAGUGGGGUUCGUGAAGGAGAUUUUGGCUGAGGAGGAGGGGGAUAAGGGGAAAGAGGAGGAGAGCGCGGCGGAUAUGGAUGUGCCGUUUUAG